AUCGUAACUCAGCGAAUAACAACCCAACCAUCAGUCUCUUUCUCUCUGAAAAACGCAGUGAGAGGGCACCCGAGAAGAAGAUCGAAAUCGGAAGUAUCGAUCCUGAUUCUCUUUAACAAUGUUUCUGCGGGUGAUCGGGCGCCCAUUGUUGGCCAAAGUGAAGCAGACAACGGGGAUUGUUGGUUUGGAUGUGGUCCCCAACGCGAGGGAGGUAUUGAUCAACUUGUACACCAAAACCCUAAAGGAGAUUCAGGCGGUACCGGAGGACGAAGGGUACCGUAAGGCAGUGGAGAGCUUCACGACGCAUAGGCUGAAGGUUUGCCAAGAGGAAGAGGAUUGGGAAGUGAUCGAGAGGAGACUUGGAUGCGGCCAAGUUGAGGAACUCAUCGAGGAGGCCCAGGACGAGCUCAAGCUCAUCGAGAAAAUGAUCGAGUGGGAUCCUUGGGGUGUGCCUGAUGACUAUGAAUGUGAAGUUAUAGAAAAUGAUGCACCAGUUCCAAAGCAUGUUCCUUUGCAUCGACCUGGUCCUCUUCCUGAGGAGUUCUACAAGACGCUUGAGGCUGUGCAGUCCAAAAAUGAUGCAGUCACUUCUGGUCAGUCAGAGUCAAAGGACUAGUGCUUGGAACUCUUAAUUUGAGAAACAUUGAGUUUAAGAGAUCAAUCUGUCUCUUUGUUUUUGGUUUACUAUUUGUGUUCGUUCUCCUGUAAGUCCUGUUUGCCAGAUUGAAUAGGGUUUUCAUUCAACUCGGGCCAGAACCAUUCACUGAAUAAUGCAGACUGGAACAGAUACUAGCAGUUGUUUUUACAAAAUCUCAUACUUGCUUUCCUAUUGAAAA
Messenger RNA from Manihot esculenta (cassava), 836 nucleotides. RefSeq names its product probable NADH dehydrogenase [ubiquinone] 1 alpha subcomplex subunit 5, mitochondrial. The transcript is spliced from 2 exons. NCBI's taxonomy places the organism in Eukaryota, Viridiplantae, Streptophyta, Magnoliopsida, Malpighiales, Euphorbiaceae. Bases 119 to 616 code for a protein of 165 amino acids. Gene Ontology annotation, biological process: respiratory electron transport chain. The record is from RefSeq and is a predicted model, not a curated record.